UAUGAGCAUAUGUGUAUCCUGUGGGUUACAAUUUUAACACGUACUUAAUCAACAAAAUACAACAAAGUGGAAGGCGAGAAUAGUAUGUCCAGACAGAUGAGUGACGAAAGCCAUCCUCGGACCUUGUACGUAGGUAAUUUGGAUACUUCUGUUACGGACGAUCUUUUGUGUGCCUUGUUCUCGCACAUUGGACCCGUCAAAGGCUGCAAGAUCAUUCGUGAGCCCGGAAAUGAUCCGUACGCUUUCCUCGAGUUUAUGACACAUCAGGGGGCUGCUACAGCCCUGGCAGCGAUGAACAAAAGAGUCUUCUUAGAAAAGGAAAUGAAGGUAAACUGGGCAACUUCUCCAGGUAAUCAACCUAAACAAGAUACUAGUAACCAUUACCAUAUAUUUGUUGGUGACCUCAGUCCGGAAAUUGAAACACAAACGCUUAGAGAAGCUUUUGCACCAUUCGGUGAAAUAUCUAAUUGCAGAAUAGUUAGAGAUCCUCAAACUUUGAAAUCUAAAGGUUAUGCUUUUGUAUCAUUUGUUAAAAAAGCUGAAGCAGAGAAUGCAAUCUCUGCCAUGAAUGGCCAGUGGUUGGGUAGCCGGAGUAUUAGAACAAAUUGGUCGACUCGAAAACCUCCACCUCCGAGGAGUGAACGUCCAAGGCAUAACAAUCAAAAGCAACCAACAUUUGAUGAAGUUUAUAAUCAGUCAAGCCCGACAAAUUGUACCGUGUACUGUGGAGGAUUUGUUAAUGGUGCAAUUUCAGAUGACUUAAUGCAGAAAACAUUUGCUCCUUUCGGCACCAUUCAAGACAUUAGAGUUUUCAAGGACAAAGGCUAUGCAUUCAUUAGAUUUUCAACAAAAGAGUCUGCUACGCAUGCAAUUGAAGCGAUACACAACACGGAGGUUAACGGACAGACGGUGAAAUGCUUUUGGGGGAAAGAAACGGGUGAUCCAAAUCACUCUCAAGCAGCACCCCAAGCUCCUGCCGGUACACAGUACCCAUACGCGUACGGUCAACAGAUGGGUUACUGGUACCCACAAGCAUACCAAGCUUCUGCAGCCACAGCAGCUGCGCAAAUGCAAGGCCAGUACUUGCAAGGAAUGCAGGGAUACCCAUACGGGCAGUUCACCGGCUAUCAACAAGGCUACAUGGGGAGAAUGGGCAUGCAGAUUCCGACCGCAGCAUGGCAGGGCAUGCCUGCCCAGACGCAGAUGCCAGCAGCUCCCCAGCAGAUGGCGGUUGCCCAGGGAGCAGCCAUGCAACAGCCUGCCGGCAUGAUGGCGUACACCAUGCAACAGUUCCCGACGCAGUGAUGCAUGCUCGCCAACUAGAUGCCGCGACACACGACUUUGCGAACUGUUUUGGUUCAACAGUGCUUGAGGUAAAAGUAUCUGUGUUAAGUUAUGAAAACUGUGGAACAUUAUAAA
This is a messenger RNA of Bacillus rossius redtenbacheri, 1419 nucleotides long. RefSeq names its product nucleolysin TIAR (gene Rox8). Bases 85 to 1305 code for a protein of 406 amino acids. The transcript has a single exon. Gene Ontology annotation, molecular function: RNA binding. NCBI's taxonomy places the organism in Eukaryota, Metazoa, Arthropoda, Insecta, Phasmatodea, Bacillidae. The record is from RefSeq and is a predicted model, not a curated record.